Molecule: messenger RNA, 2344 nt
Organism: Drosophila serrata
Lineage: Eukaryota; Metazoa; Arthropoda; Insecta; Diptera; Drosophilidae
Gene: Tsp3A
Product: Tetraspanin 3A
Cellular component (GO): plasma membrane
Source: RefSeq, a predicted model, not a curated record
AUAGUGUAGGCUGUUAACCGCCAAUCAGCUGUUCUCAGUCAUCGAUAACCGAUAGCCAAACCCGAUACGCGCCUUCCGAUUGUUUUCAUUGUUUGUGUACGCGUUCUUCAUACAUACAUAUGUGUUUAUAGUUUUUAAAGCAAAGUUUUAGAGAGUUAUUAACUAAACUUAGCUUGAAUCGAGAAGUCCUUAGGCCAGUGCGUAUUACUGCAGAUGUAGGGCGUGCAAAAAAACGAGUGAAAUAAGUGCAAGAAAGGGGGGACCAGCACAGCCACGAAUUCCUGGCAAAGAAGCGGAGAAAAUUAAACUUAUUAAUAUAAAAUAAAAGGAAACGCCAAGGAUGAGCAACUACAGGUAUCAGGGAGGCGGCGGCGGUGGCGGUGUCGGUGGCGUGGGCGUGAUAGGUGGUCGCGGAUACAGCGGGAUCGAGGUGCGGGACAUGCAUCCACAUCACUUCACAUACGUGAGCCAGUUCGUCAAGUAUAUGAUUUUCCUGCUGAACUUUGUGUUCUGGCUGUUCGGCGGCCUGCUCCUGGGCAUCGGCAUCUAUGCGUUCAAGGACAAAUGGGAGGAGGCAAACGGCUGGGUGCGCCUGGAGACCAUUUACGAUGUGAUCUUUAACAUCUCCCUGGUGAUGAUAAUCGCCGGCAUGGUCAUCUUCCUCGUUAGCUUCUCCGGCUGCCUGGGCGCCCUGCGGGAGAACACGUUCCUGUUGAAGCUCUACUCCAUGUGCUUGCUGCUCUUCUUCCUCAUGGAGAUGGCCAUAGCUAUCAUUUGCUUCGUGUUCCCACAAUACAUGAACUCAUUCCUGGAGAAACAGUUCACCGACAAGAUUAUCCAUUCAUAUCGCGACGAUCCGGACUUGCAGAACUUUAUCGACUUUGCCCAACAAGAGUUUAAAUGCUGUGGCCUCAGCAAUGCCGGAUAUCAGGAUUGGAGCAAAAAUGAGUACUUCAACUGCAGCUCGCCGUCGGUGGAGAAGUGUGGUGUGCCCUACAGCUGCUGCAUCAAUGCCACCGAUAUAUCCUCCGGCCUGGUGAACAUCAUGUGUGGCUAUGGCGUCCAGGAGACGCCAGUGCCGGAGGCCAGGAAACGCAUUUGGACUAGCGGCUGCAUUGAAAUCGUACGCGUGUGGGCCGAACGCAAUCUGUAUGUAAUAGCUGGCAUCGCUCUGGGCAUCGCCCUAGUCCAGCUGUUGGUCAUCUAUCUGGCCAAGACACUGGAGGGUCAAAUUGAGUUGCAGAAGCUGCGCUGGUCGGCGUGAGAUCCGGGCCAGCCCGAAUAUUACGGGCCCUACGACUAUCAGCCGUAAAUGGUGACCUCCUGUCCUUUUCCCUUUCUGUAUAUUAUUAACCCGUGAAUACCGCUCACCUGCCGCCACAAGACUGUCGAUAAUUCAAAAGAGCAUUUAAUAAUGAAAAUAGUGAAGCCAAAGUAUUAAAAGUUAGAUAUUUCUGCAUUUCAAACACUCAAGAAAUGGCACUUUUCGACACUUGAUUGUUUUUUAAAGUACGUGAGCGUUAUUCAUAAAUAUUUUCGUGUUUACUUUAACGUUACUUUAGUAUCGUGCAAUAUUCAUUUUGACCUCCCCAUAUCCAACAAACAAAAGCAAUGAACAAAGUUAUUCUUAAUGAGAUAAUUCCAUUUGCCGACUCAGCUUUGAAUCUUUAGUUACUCCAAUAUUUACGAAUGCAGGGCUGCCUCAGGAAUCGCUAUGCAUUUAAGACGAACUUUUAAUUAUGUCCAAGAGAUCUGUAUUUAAGGGCCCAAAUACAAUGUAAGACGUAGAAAUUUUGUAGCCAGCGAUUUCUGUGGCUUCAAAGCCUAUCUCAAUCCCCAUAAUCGUUGAAUACUCUCAUCUCAAUCCGACCAAAAAUCGCCAUAUAUACAUAUACAUAUACAUAUAUCAGGUUUGGCCAGUGAAUAUUCUUGCGAAAAUCUCAAUGUUGUAUAGCCACAAAAACAAACUUACUUAAAUAUAUAUCAAUAUAUCCAGACUGUAUAUACGUACAUAGAACAGACAAGGUCUUACAAUCCGCAUUUAUUUAUUCAUAACAAUUCUAGUGAACAACAAAAAAAGAACGAUAACCAAUCGCACAAAACUGAAAUAUAAAUGUAGCUUUUUUUAAACAUUAGUUUAUGUAUGUAUGUAAUAUUAAUAUAGAACCCUAAAAUGUAGAUUUAUUAUAAUAAAAUAUAACAGAAGCAAUAUAGAGGAAUCCAAGAACGUGAGAGUAUUCCUUGAUAACAGUUUUAUCAACCCAACAGCAGUGCCAAAGUAUUGAGUAAGAAUUCUGGUAUAUUUUCAUACUUGAAUUCAUGGGAAGCUGUUGCUAAAUAUGUA